AUGAAAUUAUCAGAAAAACUGCAAAUAUACAUCGAUGCACCAUAUUUUACUUUUGAAUUCUUCCCACCUCGCACAGAACAAGGAUACUCGAAUCUUCUGACUCGAAUCACCGGUCUAGCGAGUUUGAAGCCCAUUGCUGCUAGUGUGACUUGGGGAGCUGGCGGCUCAACGAGAGACCGGAGCCUAGACCUGGCAGCGUUCUGUCAAGCAGAGAAUGGACUAGAUACCAUCCUGCAUUUGACAUGCACGAAUAUGGAAAAGGGAACAAUCGACGAGGCGUUGACGACCGCAAUGGAAAAAGGUGUAAGCACUACUGGCACUUCGAGGAGAUCCUCCCAGAGGCGAGGAGUACUGGAUUCCUACCGACCCCGGUUCCAACACGCGGAAGAUUUGGUUACGUACAUCAAGCAGCACCCAAAGUUUGGAAAUCAUUUCUGUAUUGGUGUGGCGGGAUAUCCAGAUGGACAUAGUGAAGGCGGCAGUGAAGAAGAACAGCUAACGCAUCUCAAACGGAAGGUUGAAGCCGGUGCGGAAUUUAUCAUCACACAGCUUUUCUACGAUGUGGAAAAGUUCAAAUCGUGGCUUCGAAAAGUACGAAAUACGGGUAUCCGUACCAGUAAUACCUGGAAUGAUGCCCCUACAAACGUACGCAACUUUUACCCGGAUGACAGAUUUAUGCAAAGCUACGCCCUUGAGGCAACUCAACAUGCCGCGACCUCUCUAGCAGAACACACCCGGACCGGAACACUCCGGACGGCGGCUGAGGCCAUUAAUAGCGGCUGGGACGACUUCCCCAACGGCCGGUUCGGUGACUCCAAGAGUCCCGCAUUCGGAGCCGUCGACCCAUGGGAUGGAGGAGGACUGGGUGUUCCGCCGCAUGUAGCCAUCUCUCAAUGGGGCCGCCCUACAACAGAACAAGAUCUAGCUGACCUGUUUCUUGCAUACUUAAACCAUAAAGCACCCACAACACCCUUCUCCCCGACUCCCCUUUCAGACGAAUCCAUCACCAUUCUACCUCAUCUCAUAUCGCUCACUUCGAAAGGUCUCUGGACCGUGGCAUCUCAGCCAGCCGUGGAUGGUAUCUUAUCGAGCGACCCGGUCGUAGGAUGGGGCCCGAAAGACGGACGAGUCUUCCAGAAAUCUGAAGUUGCCAAAGCUAUUGAAGAUUCGGGAGACGGAUGGGUCACUUUUUUCGCGGGGAACAAUGAUGACGGAUUCUUAUCGAAUAUCCCAGAUAGCGGUAGUAACGCGGUAACCUGGGGCGUUUUUCCAGGCCAGGAAAUUGCUCAGCCGACAAUCAUUGAUCGGGAUUCAUUCCUUGCUUGGAAGGCAAGUAUUUAUACAUGGACCAUGCGAGAAAUUGCAAUUGAGUAUAUGGAACAGGAUGACGCGUUUAUGAUAUGGCACGACUUUGGGCUGUGCUAUUCUCCCGACUCGCCAACACGCAAGUUGCUCGAAAAUGUGACAAAGACGCGCUGGCUAGUGAGCAUCGUGCAUCACGAUUACAAAGACCCGAACGCGUUGUGGGAUUUCUUGGCAAAGCAUCUCAACUAG
Rhizoctonia solani is the source of this 1554-nucleotide messenger RNA. Its product is annotated as methylenetetrahydrofolate reductase. Gene Ontology annotation, biological process: tetrahydrofolate interconversion. Bases 1 to 1554 code for a protein of 517 amino acids. The record is from RefSeq and is a predicted model, not a curated record. Gene Ontology annotation, molecular function: methylenetetrahydrofolate reductase [NAD(P)H] activity; FAD binding. The transcript is spliced from 10 exons. Lineage: Eukaryota; Fungi; Basidiomycota; Agaricomycetes; Cantharellales; Ceratobasidiaceae. Gene Ontology annotation, cellular component: cytosol.